Molecule: messenger RNA, 978 nt
Organism: Didymodactylos carnosus
Lineage: Eukaryota; Metazoa; Rotifera; Eurotatoria; Philodinida; Philodinidae
Source: the annotation of a GenBank genome assembly
AUGUCAUCUGCAAGUGCACCACAAGAUUCCUUAACGGACGACGCUCAAAAGAUUAGUGUUGAAACAGAACAAAUCAUUGACAAAGUAGCGGAACUGAUACUCAAUUGUGAUGCCAUUUUGUUUACUAGUGGUGCUGGAAUGGGCGUAGGCAGUGGUCUUGGCACCUUUCGAGGAAUUGCAGCUGGUGUGUGGCCACCUUUACAACAACAUCCAGAACUGGAUUUUACUGACAUGAGCAAUCCAAGUUGGUUUCACCAGGCACAAGGAAAUAGUAGCAAACAUGAUACGGCCAAUUUCGGUUAUGCAUUUUGGGCGUUUCGAUACGACGCUUACACAUCAGCUGCUCCUCAUCACGGCUAUCUUAUUGCCAAACAAUGGAGCGAAUUAAGUCAUAUCAAAUCUGCAUUCAGUUUUACAAGUAAUAUCGAUGGACAUUGGAUAAAGUCGGGCUGGAAGGAAUCGUUGGUUCUUGAAUGCCACGGUUCGAUCGAUUAUAUGCAAUGUGUUAAGAAUUGUAAUGCCCGCAUAUGGCCUACAAACAAUGCAUUGAAGCUGACUGUGGACCCGAAGACAAAUUGUGUCACUGAUCCUUUACCAUUAUGUCCUGAUUGUCAUAAACUAGCAAGACCAAAUGUACUGAUGUUUGGUGAUUGGGAAUAUAUAGACAAUCGAUUAAAAAAACAACAAGGUCAUUACGACCAAUUUAAAUCAGGUCUUGCAGCGGCAAAGUCCAAAUUGUUAAUUAUUGAAUUAGGAGCCGGUACGGCCGUUCCUACAGUCAGAUUCGAGAGUGAACGUACAUUCGUUGAUCCACGAUGGGCAGCUCAUUUCAUUCGUAUCAAUCCAUUCGCAGAACAUGUGACUAUCGAUGCACAUUCCAGAAAUAAAAGUAAAGGACAAGCCCUUGAAUUAUCCUUAGAUGCAUUAACAGCAUUGACAUUGAUUGAUAAAGCAUUGAAAAAGAAACAAAAACAAUAG